Molecule: messenger RNA, 2610 nt
Organism: Durusdinium trenchii
Lineage: Eukaryota; Dinophyceae; Suessiales; Symbiodiniaceae
Source: the annotation of a GenBank genome assembly
AUGGAGGAUGAUCAAGAGAAUGAGCAUCCCGUCCGAAACCUGGUGCUGUCCGUCUGCGAUCUGAAGCAACAUGGGGAUGUCCCUGCGGCCAGAUGCGGAUCGCAGACGGUCACCAUGAACACGCGAAUGUACCUGCAUGGUGGUUGCGAUGACAAGAAGGCCUAUGGAGAUCUUCAUCUCUUGGAGAUCGAGCAGAUGAAGUGGACCGAGACGCUGGUCGCAGCUGGCGCGCGGGCGAUGAGCCAGAAGGAGGCUCAGCGCCAGUGUGCCAAGCUCUCGCAGAAGUGGAGGCUUUUGGCUGAAGCCGAGCCUCAAGGUUUUCAGCUGCAGCGAAGCUUUCAGUUCAAAGACUUCGGUGCAGCUUGGGGCUUUAUGUCGCGGGUGGCGCUGUGCGCGGAGAAGGCGGAUCACCAUCCGAACUGGAGCAACGUGUACUCCACGGUCGACGUGACGCUGUGGACGCACGACGCCCCGGGGCUCACCGAGAAGGACUUUGCUUUGGCCGCUCAGAUGGAUGCCAUUGCUGAGACCUCUGGUCUGGCGACCUCGCAGGAAGCGCGGGAUGCAGCUCUGAACCGCUUAGCUGAGGACACCGUUGGGACCAGCGGAGGUUCCGCACCCGACCUGGCAGGUUCCGCACCCACCGCACGUUGGGGUCACACCAUGGAGGGCUACGACACGGUGCGGAAGGGCGAACCGGUUCCGGUCGACACGGCGUUACGGGAGAACUGCUCCCGUGGGCUGGUUGGGCUCAAAGGUCCGACCCUGAACGACCGGAGCUCCGACCGGCACCGAUCGCAGGAGCUCGUGAUCUUCGGAGGCAUCGCCGAGGAGUCGGCGCUCCUCUCGGACGAGGGCGCGAGGUCGGACGAGAAAAUCUCAGUGGGGAUCUACGACAAAAGGUUGCGCACUCAUCUCAGCAGCAAGGCCAUGCUCCGCAAGGCCGUUGCGCUGGUGCUGACCGUCCGUUUGGUUGACAGUCAAGACUUCCUGGCGCCGCUGGCGCCCGCGGAGGGCUGGGGAGAGCCCGGAAGCACCGUGGUGCACCACGUCUAUCACGUGGAGCACACGCCCUCUUGGGUGCACACGCCAACUGUGGUGCAUGUGCCUGGAGUGUCCGGAUCCUCCUUCGAUUCAUCCACCUUCGACAGCUUGUCAGGGGCACCCACCUUCCCCGAGAGCUUCUCGGGGUCCACCUUCGCUCACGGCUUGUCGGGGGCUUCGGCCUUUCCUGACUUGGCGGGAUCGCCCAGCUACGCCGACAGCUUCUCGGGGUCGGGCUUGUCUUACGUGCCGUCCCAAAGCACGGCCGAUGCGGUGGCGACGCACGGAGCGGGAGAGACUCCUGAAGAGACGUCGGAGCGCAUCCACAAGAUGGUGGAGCGAAUGUCCAAGUACGUGGCCUCCAAGUCUCCCGAUCCAGCCACCGUGCAGAUGGCACAGCGUAUGGAGCUCUCGGCCAGGAACGGCAUGUUGAGAGAAGAGGGCUAUGACAACAUUGCCACGAUUUUGUCGAAGGCAUCCAUGUUGUCGUCACCAAGUGCUCCGGUGUUCGAGACGGCGGCCACAAAGGGUUUUUUGGCCACGCGGGAGGAUUUGGAUUGGCUGCUCAAUCACUGCGGUGAAGCGGCGGUGGCUGGGGAGAAGAACAUGGAAGAGACCACCGCAGGAGGCGACACGCCCUGUCCCGCCGGCCAAGCGUGUAGUCCGACGAAGAGCUACGGUGCUGGCACGCCUUGGACCAAUUCCGAGGUGAAGUACUGCUUCGAUGUGCAGCUGGCGCCUAGCGCCAAGAGUGCCGUCGAGUGCGCCAUUACGAAGAUCAGGCAAGCCGUGCCUGGUAUUACCUUUACGAAUGUCGGGCAGCGAGGCUCUGGAAGCUGCAAUUCAAGGCCUGCGAUCUUCGUCCAGUCCCAGAACUCUGGGUGCUGGGCUAAUAUCGGCAUGACGGGCAGCUUUUCAGGCUUCUUCACCGGGAACCAGCAGUUGAAUUUGCAGACGCCGGGCUGCAACGACUGUGGCACAGCCAUCCAUGAGAUGCUGCACAGCAUGGGCAUGGCGCAUGAGCAGAGUCGACCGGAUCGAGAUAACUAUGUGACGAUCAACUGGCAGAACAUCCAGAGCAAUAUGCAUAGCCAGUUUGCCAAGGAUAGCUAUGCGGACACGAACCGGCCCUACGACAUUCUGUCGAUCAUGCACUACGGCCCAACCGCCUUCACCAGCAAUGGCAUGCCCUCAAUCACUGUGAAGCCGGCGGGCUUCGCGCUCUACACGCAAGAUCCUAAUCGAUAUCAGUACUAUCGAACGGGGCAGCGGAUGGGAAUGAGUGAGCGCGACAUCGGCCAGCUGAAGGAUCUCUAUCAGUGUACCACACCCAGCACCUGUAUGGGCAGCAAUAUGGUCGUGGUGACCUCGCAGCCGUCGAGCGCCGUGCGGCCACCGAGCCCCGUGGGGCCCAUCGGACCGAACUGGCCAGACAUGGGCGGCUUUGGCAACAUGCUGCAAGGUGACUCCUUGGUACAGCUCGUGGUGGCCGCAGUGGUCAUCAUUGUGCUUUGCUCCGCACUGAGCUGCCUGUGCUCCCGUGGUGGCGGCUAUAUACGCAUCUGA